ACGUGGUCGCGCUCCCCGAGUCCCGCGCUGUGGCUUCACUCCCUUCCAGUCGCGUCGGAGCGCAGACGCGCACUUCGCGGAGCUCCCACCUCGACCGGCCCGAGAAGAUGCGCGGAACGAGGCUUUCUUUAAGGCGGGUAGCACUUUCCCGAGGAUUCCUCUGCUAAACCAGUUAUUUUUUUCUGCUGGGGAGGGCGGGGGGGUCUGAUGUUUGUCCUACGAGUGUCAUUGAGGAGAGGAUGCGUCUACUCAUUUGUGCGACUUUACUCGGAGUUUUUCUGGACGCAGGAAAUGCCCUUCAGAUCCAGUGUUACCAGUGUGAGGAGAUAAAUCAAAAUGACUGCUCAACGCCGGAAUACAUCGUCAACUGUACAGUCAACGUGCAGGACACAUGUCAGAAGGAGGUGUUGGUCAAACCUGAUGGGAUACAUUACCGGAAGUCUUGUGCAUCCUCUGGGGCCUGCCUUAUUGCCUCGUCUGGGUACCAACAGUUCUGCACCGGCAAGCUGAACUCGGUCUGCAUCACCUGCUGCAGCACCCCGCUCUGCAAUGGGCCAAAGAGGAGGCGUCCUGUACAAUCGGCAGCAACAUGGACGCACCCCGCCCCACUCCUCCUGCCGGCACUGAUGCUCCUCUGUCUGGCAUCAACUACAUCUUUGCUUUAAAGGCUUUACUGAAGCUUCUAAUGCUAGUUUUCAGAUUCACACCUUUGGUAUUUUGGGUUGUAGGUCAUGCUUGUAUGUGUGCGCAGAUUUAAUGAUAGUUUAAGAUAUUUUUAUUUUUUUGGCCCAUUUAAGCCAAUGCAUUUAUUUUAUUUCUGCUUUUAUUAAAUGAGUUGUUUGUGGACACAAAGCAUUUCAUUUACAGCAAUCAAUGCUUUUAAAAUGUGCAGGCGGAACUAUUUUUGUUGUUUUUAAAUAAAUUUAUUUUGUCUUUGUUGAUCUGAAAAUAUCGAUUAUAUCUUUUGUGUUAGAUUUAAUCUAAAUACCGAGUUUAAAAAAGCAUUUUUCCCAUUUUUAUGCAUAUUACCAACUCCUACAUAGUAUUGAUUAUUUUACUGAAGGGAAUAUGAGAGAUACUGUUGGAAGGUUCCAUCAGAUUUAUUGUUUUUUUAUCCUCGGCUAUAAAACUGAAAUUAUUCUGUCAUGUAGGUUGAAAAACUCACAAAGGGCCUUUUUACGACUCCUUAAAGUUAUAUUAUUUUGUGGAAUGAGAUAUUGAACAGAUGGUAAAGAGGAGCUUUUUUUAAAAUGAGAAAACAAGCUAAGCACUAAUAAACUUGCACUGGAGAGCUGUUUCAUUACCGGUACUUUUUUUUUCCCACUUAGUUAUGCCUGCAUGCAUCCCCUCCUGUGCCCCAAACCCAAAAAACAUAAUUAAUGGUGUUUUUAUAUUCAGAUCAACACUUAUAUACAUUUGCAUUUUUGGUUUUCCUUAUUGAUUGCUUUAUAAUUGCUUCUCAGGACACAGAGUUUAUGAUUUAUGUUGAAUUAAAUAGACACGACACUCUGUCACAUUGAUGUUUUAACUGCUUUCACGGCAGUUUUUUUUUUUGGCAAAGAGGAAUAAAUUGAGAAUAGAUUGGUAUUAAUUUUAGUUAUUCUAUCAAGGCUAUAUUUGUGGCAGAUUUUUUUAAUAUUUGUUUAAUUUAUUAGUCUUCAGUGAAGAGUACUGGUACUUGUGUUCUGCUGAUGUAAUGUAAAUAAAUGUUGCAGAAAAAUGAGA
Molecule: messenger RNA, 1725 nt
Organism: Oryzias latipes (Japanese medaka)
Lineage: Eukaryota; Metazoa; Chordata; Actinopteri; Beloniformes; Adrianichthyidae
Product: ly6/PLAUR domain-containing protein 1
Biological process (GO): acetylcholine receptor signaling pathway
Molecular function (GO): acetylcholine receptor inhibitor activity
Source: RefSeq, a predicted model, not a curated record